Messenger RNA from Trichoplusia ni (cabbage looper), 1424 nucleotides. Its product is annotated as zinc finger protein 501-like. The transcript is spliced from 7 exons. The record is from RefSeq and is a predicted model, not a curated record. NCBI's taxonomy places the organism in Eukaryota, Metazoa, Arthropoda, Insecta, Lepidoptera, Noctuidae. The coding region runs from base 113 to 1300 and encodes 395 amino acids.
UAUUAUAAAUAUUGUAAUUUGUCUCUGGUCUACACAGCACUUACAUGAUGGCACUGACUGUGGCUGCUUAGAUAGCUCAGUACCACAUGGGCUAACACUGCUUACAAUUUUCAUGAACCUACUAAUAAAAUAUUUAUCUUUGACAGAUUCCCCUGAUCAAUAUCAGUGCCAUCACUGUGGAAGCUGGACCAGUUCCCGCGCGGCCAUGAUCAAGCAUCUUGAGAUACAUGGAGAGAAGAAAUAUUCAUGUGCUGCGUGCGGCUACAGUACGUACACGAUCGAGGUGAUGCAGCGGCACUUGCUGACGCACGUGGACGACAAGCCCUACAAGUGCACGCUCUGCGACAAGUCCUACAUCCAGCGCGCGCAGCUGCAGCGACAUCUAGACAAGCACAACGGCAACAUGUGUCCCGUGUGCAAGCAGACCUUCGAGACCAAUGCUAAUUUAAUGAUCCACAUGAGAGAACAUUUUGGGCUGGAGAAAUUAUUUUGCCCAGUUAAGCUGUGUACUUAUUCGAAAAGAGAAUUCAUGAAUGAAAAUAGCUUCCAGAACCACCUGAAAAUGCAUGUAUACAACAAACAGUACAAGUGCGACGUGUGCACGAAGUCGUUCCACUCGGAGAUGAACCUGCGGCGGCACCUGGAGACGCACACGCUGGACCGGCCGCGCCGCUGCAUGUACUGCGUGUCGGCGCGCGCCUACGUGCGCGGCGAGCAGCUGCUGCGCCACGUGCGCAAGCUGCACCCCGACGUGUUCCGCGGCCAUCUGCAGCACGUGCGGCAGGUGCUGGGUUCCAAUGUCUCCAUAGAACGAGUCAAGAAGUCAGAAAUGGAAUCAAUACUCAACCUGCUGGAUGUUGAAUCAGAACGUAUACUUCAGGGUUACAGCGGCUCCGGCGUACUGUACGGCGGCAUGCAGGAAGAUCAGGCGAGCCCCAGUAGUGACCAACAGAAGAGCGGUAAUAGCCCUCUCAUGUCAGAGGAGGAUCUUACAGAAAUCUUGCAGAAGCUUCUUACCCGACUUAUUGACAAAGAAACUUUGGAACUGUUUGGCUGGCCUGAUAAACCUGUUGAUGUGGUAUUGGAGAAAGUGAUCACUCAGUGCGGUGCAAAGCCCGCUGACCGUGAGAAGUGGACACGCGUGCAGCGUCUGCGCGAGAAUUCCAAGCAUUUGUUCUUGAGCGUAAUAGAGGACAAAAACAUCACGCGCAUGCUUGAAACGCACACCAUCGAUCAGAUCGUCAAGCACAUCCUCCAGCAAGUCAGCGAGGAUGACACCAAUGAAACUGCCGACAAGUAAGACCCUUCACAGUGGAAGUGAGAGAAAAGCGUCAGAUCGCGUCUAUUUUGAAAUAUCAUAGUUACUAUUUUGAUUGUAUUUUUCCACUGUAGUGCCUUUUUAGCUAGUAGCUACUUUAAAAAAA